Pseudogymnoascus verrucosus is the source of this 720-nucleotide messenger RNA. RefSeq lists its product as uncharacterized. NCBI's taxonomy places the organism in Eukaryota, Fungi, Ascomycota, Leotiomycetes, Thelebolales, Thelebolaceae. Gene Ontology annotation, molecular function: protein serine/threonine kinase activity; ATP binding; protein tyrosine kinase activity. Gene Ontology annotation, biological process: protein phosphorylation. Gene Ontology annotation, cellular component: cytoplasm. The record is from RefSeq and is a predicted model, not a curated record. Bases 144 to 605 code for a protein of 153 amino acids. The transcript is spliced from 2 exons.
CACCUUCUAUACCCAAACGCCGAACAUCAACAGAACGAUUUCUAAGUCUCAGCACCUAAUGAGUGACUUAAUUCAAUUUCCGCAUGGUGUAGAUGGCAAAGAUAUUCUGGGGGCGGGGAUUACGGCAAUAGUUGCUCGCCUUGAUGCCGUUAUACGAACGGCUUGGUCACCAUGAUAGGGUCGUCCGUUAUUACAUGGGAAACGAUUCUAUCCUACAAUAUGCUUGUCAUGGAUCUAUAAGGCAGUACUUGCAAAUCCAGACGAAGCCCCUUGAGCUUUCACUGCAGCUUCGCUGGGUCGAACAGAUUGCAGAAGCGGUUGCUUACGUCCAUUCCAAAAAUGUCUUACACGGCGACAUCUCCUGUAACAACAUAUUCAUUGAUCACGGUCUCAACGUGAAAUUGGGCGACUUUGCUGGCUCUGCUAUUGAUGAAGAACCUGCUCUUGUCUACUACGAGACUAGCCAUGGGCAUCCUAGCAUUACAGACACCACGACGAAGAGUGAGAUAUUUGCCCUUGGCUCUACCUUUUACGAGGUAAUGACCGGGUUGAAACCAUACAAAUGGCUUCCGGACUGGGAGAUAGAUGACGCAUAUGCCGCCUGAGCUCUUUAGAUGCGUUCAGCGGCGCUAUUGCGAAGUGUUGGGCCCAAGAGUAUGCAAAUGUAGACGAGCUUCUAGAGGAUAUAAAGGCAGAAGUAAGGCGGGGCUGCAAUGAGAG